AUGCGUACAAAGAAUAACAAACAUCAAAAGAAAGUUGUGUAUGAGAAGAAAACUAGAAAAAAUGAAAAAGAACCAAAACAACAACAAUUACAUUAUAGAAAAAAUGCUGUAUUAUUCAUUAAUGAACAUAUUCAUAAACAUGAAAGAUCUAUUUUUGAUAUACCAUUGUCAUUAUUAAAUAGUGAAAAUUAUAGUGAUUUACUUGUUUUACUCACUCUAUUUCAGUUACCUCCCGAUAUUCUUAAAGAUUUGACAGAAUCACUACUUCGUCAUAUUGAACAAAAAGAUGAAUGA
Didymodactylos carnosus is the source of this 294-nucleotide messenger RNA. NCBI's taxonomy places the organism in Eukaryota, Metazoa, Rotifera, Eurotatoria, Philodinida, Philodinidae. The record is from the annotation of a GenBank genome assembly.